Amphimedon queenslandica is the source of this 1607-nucleotide messenger RNA. RefSeq names its product xaa-Pro dipeptidase. The record is from RefSeq and is a predicted model, not a curated record. The transcript has 13 exons. NCBI's taxonomy places the organism in Eukaryota, Metazoa, Porifera, Demospongiae, Haplosclerida, Niphatidae. Gene Ontology annotation, molecular function: manganese ion binding; metalloaminopeptidase activity. The coding region runs from base 38 to 1513 and encodes 491 amino acids.
AGCAGUAAGCGCAAGCACUUUAUUUAAUUAGCUCAAGAUGGCGGCUUCAAAGUGUUUUUCAAUGGGUGCCGAGACACUAAAGGUCCCUAUGAGUCUAUUCUCUCUCAAUCGUCAGCGACUGAUGAAGAGUCUAUCAGAUAAUCCUGAGGUACCUAACACAGGGGCUGUACUGCUACUGGAGGGAGGGAAGCAGGAGACAAGAUACUGUUCCGAUCACGAGCCUGAAUUCAGACAGGAGUCUUAUUUCCAUUGGUUGUUUGGAGUGACUGAGGCUGACUGUUUCGGAGCAGUUGAGGUAUCUAGUGGGCGUGUCACUCUGUUUGUGCCACGCCUACCACCAGAGUACGCCAUAUGGAUGGGAGAGAUACACCCACCAGAUUACUUCAAACAGAAGUAUUGUGUUGAUCGAGUCUCUUUUGUUGAUGAGAUACCGUCUGUUUUAAAUGAGAUGAAACCAACAAUGCUGAUGCUACUGAAUGGUGUCAAUACUGACAGUGGUAAUACAUGUAAGGAAGCUUAUUUUGAUGGGAUAGGAAAAUUUAAGAGUGUCUUGAACAAUAAGCUGCUCCACCCCAUGAUAAUGGAAUGUCGUGUGAUCAAGACCCCAGAAGAGAUUGAGGUAUUGCGUUAUGUGAAUCAAGUUAGCAGCAAAGCUCACUGUGAGGUAAUGAGAGCCGUUAAACCAGGUAUGUUGGAGUACCAGCUGGAGUCUCUUUUCAAACACCACUGCUACUCCAUCGGGGGCUGUAGACACUGCUCUUAUACCUGUAUCUGUGGAACAGGUGUUAAUUCUGCUGUACUCCAUUACGGUCAUGCAGGUGCUCCGAAUGACAGGAAGAUAGAAGAGGGGGACAUGUGCCUCUUUGAUAUGGGUGGGGAAUAUUACUGCUUCACGUCAGAUAUCACCUGCUCCUUUCCUGCAAAUGGAAAGUUCACUCCUACACAGAAGCUAAUAUACAACGCUGUCUAUAGAGCUAGUAGGGCCGUACUCUCGGCUGUCAAGCCGGGCAUUAAUUGGGUUGACAUGCACUGUCUUGCUGAGUCAGCAAUCCUCUCUGCUCUUGUUGGGAUGGGUCUGUUGCUAGGCAACGUGGAGGACAUGAUGAGGGUCAGGAUGGGUGCGGUUUUCAUGCCUCAUGGGCUGGGACACUUCAUGGGCUGCGAUGUACAUGACGUGGGAGGUUACCCUGAGGGUACUACUAGGAGCACAGAACCAGGUUUGAAGAGUCUCCGAACAGUAAGAACUCUUCAAGAAGGAAUGUGCCUGACUAUUGAACCAGGCUGCUACUUUAUUGCUUGUUUGUUAGAUAAAGCAUUGUCUGAUCCAUCUCAGUCUUGUUUCAUUAAUAAAGAUAUGUUAGAGACACUGAGAGGAUUUGGAGGAGUAAGGAUUGAGGAUGACAUCAUAGUGACAUCAUCUGGUGCUGAAUUACUAACUGAUGUACCACGUACUGUUCAAGAGAUUGAGGAGUGGAUGCAGAAUGGGAACAAGACCUGGGGAAAGAAUAAUUGAAAUAUGACCCCCUCUUCCUUUUACUGACUAUGACCAUGCUAAUUAUAUUAUAUUAUUUGUAUUAUAAUGAAUACAAACUGAUUGCUAACUUAUA